Molecule: messenger RNA, 2791 nt
Organism: Gymnodraco acuticeps
Lineage: Eukaryota; Metazoa; Chordata; Actinopteri; Perciformes; Bathydraconidae
Gene: mob2a
Product: MOB kinase activator 2a
Exons: 5
Coding region: 563-1300 (245 amino acids)
Biological process (GO): positive regulation of protein phosphorylation; signal transduction
Cellular component (GO): nucleus; cytoplasm
Molecular function (GO): protein kinase activator activity
Source: RefSeq, a predicted model, not a curated record
AGGAUGUAUACAGAUGGCUGAGAUUGCUGCCUCCCUCCUCUCUGUCUCUUGCUCGCUCGCUCUCCCCGCUGCAGUCCACCCUGUGCUGUCCAGCAGUCAGCAGUUUGUUUAUGGGACAAGCUAAUCUUCCCGCCUUUCAAGUGGGAGCCAGCAAGGGAACGAGAGAGAGAGAGAAAGAGGGAGGGAGAAAGAGAGAGAGAGAAGUGCAAGAGUGUGAAAGUGAGGCAGGCAGUUGCAGUAGUUGGAAAGGAGGGAGAGAAAGAGAAACACGCUCGGAGCAGCGUAGCCGGUUUUGUGAAUGUGAUUUUGUUUUGAAAGUGUAUUUCUACGUGUUUGCUUGCCUCACUUCCUGAGUGGCCCGUCCGCAUCCUCCGUCCGUCCGUCCUGCAUGACCUGCGUUAAAGCUAGAGGCCGUUGCUGUCCGAUCACACAAGGUGCUAUGCCGGAGCUGCUGCACCUGUAGCCAAGUUUGCACGAGAGGAACGGGGGAGGUGACAGGCAGGAAGGGAGCUGUGGGUCGGUCGGAGCCUCCUCACCCCGGCUCUGCUACACCACCGACUCGAUGGGGGUUCUAGUGUGCUGCGACUGCUUCUUCUAUCGGAAGUCGAAGGCGAAGCCAAAUGGAAAGAAGCCUCCGGCAGAAGAGAAGAAGCAGUACUUGGAGCUGGAGUACACAAAAAUCCGUGUUGUGGACUUUGACCUCAAGGAGCUGGUGGUGCUGCCCAGAGAGAUAGACCUCAACGAAUGGCUAGCCAGCAACACGACAACGUUCUUCAAUCUUAUCAACCUGCAGUACAGCACCAUCUCAGAGUUCUGCACUGGAGAAACCUGUCAAGCCAUGACGGCCUGCAACACAAUAUACUACUGGUAUGACGAGAGGGGGAAGAAGACGAAGUGCACUGCUCCACAAUACGUCGACUUCGUAAUGAGUCUUUGUCAGAAACUGGUCACAGAUGAGGAAAUCUUUCCCACAAAAUAUGGCAAAGAGUUUCCUAACUCCUUUGAGUCCUUGGUGAAGAAGAUCUGCCGAUACCUGUUCCACGUGCUGGCUCAUCUCUACUGGGCGCACUUUAAAGAGACGGUGGCUCUGGACCUGCAGGGCCACUUGAACACUCUGUAUGCACAUUUCAUCAUUUUCGUAAGGGAAUUCAACCUGGUCGACCCCAAGGAGACCUGUAUCAUGGACGACCUGUCCGAAAUCCUCUGCGCCCCCGCCCCGCCACCCGCGCCCACCCCAGCACCUUCAGCCCCAGACUCGGCGCCCUCCCCUUCUUCACAAAACCAUGUGACGGAGAGAUGAGCGUGGGGGGGGGGGGCGGCGGCGAGACAUCAGCCCCGGGGUGAUUGAAGAUCAGAUAGAGAGAAGGAAAGACAGCCUGGCCCCCUUCCUGGGCGCCAGCAGGACUUAAGAGACCUUCCACUACCCUUAUAUUUCGCUACAACACCAUCCUACCAGCCGGAAGGAAGGAAGGAAGGAAGGAAGGAAGGAGGAGGUGGGGGGGGUUUCGAGGGGUUUGGGGUGGCGGGGAGGGGUUUGUCACGCCAGCAGGAAUUGGCGUGAGCGUUCCUCCCAGGGGCAAAUCCCUCCCAUCUUCUCUGCAGUUUAAACUAGGAACAAAAAGUAUGUGUAUGUUUUAUUUUUUUUGGUUUUAUUUCACUUUAAUUUUGUUGAAGUUUUAUUUUUUGUUGUGGGAGGGGGGUGCAGUGUGUCCCUUCACCUCCCUCUGACCUCUACCUAACAUAAAGUACAGGAAGGGGGCUCUGCUUUGCUUCAACCUACUAUUGUACAGUGCUGUUGAUGUGUGGAGAGAGGGGUCCCCUCCUCCCUGCUGGCGCUGGCCAAUAGGGAGCCACGUUACUGCCUGGCGGGGCGAUACUAGCCAAUCACUGUUUGGGUUGCUUUUGAGUGGGAUGAUUAAAGCGCUUCCUACUCAGGACCUGAGAGAUACGUCACUGCUGCCAGAGAGAAUUUAACUCUUUAUUUCCCCUGUUCUCGGUCCCUUUUCCACCAGACUGCUCAGUCCUUCAUGACAGAUGUUGAUGGUGUUUAACUAUAGUCACAUUGCCCCUAACAAACAUGUCCCAGAGCCCACCUCUAGAGGGCAGCACACAUAAAGAGAAGGUCACAGACACAGGGAGAAUGAAAAAAAUAAAGACUGUAUGUUAGAUAUUUAAUCUGAUCAGAGAGGUGAUGCUUUCAGACUGACUGAGGUUGAGUCAGAGCUGUUUGCUGGUGUUCAGCAUAGCAGAAGCCCCCCCACAAAAAACCUCCACCCGCUCCAGCAGCACAAAAGGACAAAGACAUGAGGUAAUGUCUGCAGGCCCACAGAGGCAGAGAUGGAGACAGACAGAGGGGUGGGAGUGGAUGGUGUGGAGCUGCUCUGCUGUGUAACAGUGACCAGUACCAGUGCAAAAUAACACAAAUCUCCACUUCUGGAUUAUUGUUUGACCUCUCCCCUUUUACAAUUUGCUUUUUAAAAAAGAUUAUCAGAGGAAGAUUAGUUCAGAGAUAAUAACAAUAAUGGUAUCAUUACACAUGUAUAGAAAAUGCACAGUCUGCUUGGACUUUACUGUACAAAGAAUCACAUUCGGGUUCUAUCAGACAUAGCCUCUGUAUGGAGGAGGAUUGGGUUUAUAAUUCUCCUUUUUUAUUUAUUUUAUUUUUUAUUUUUUUUGCAGGGUUCUUCAGUUUUGGCUCUCGUUUUUAUGUAUUUUAAUUAUUAACUAAGUUAAAAGCAAUUUAAUAUUUUAAGCUCUGCGGAUUAUAAUCUAAUAAAAGAGAGAAAUGCCA